This is a messenger RNA of Sebastes umbrosus (honeycomb rockfish), 2275 nucleotides long. RefSeq names its product interleukin-1 receptor-like 1. Gene Ontology annotation, molecular function: interleukin-1 receptor activity. The transcript is spliced from 10 exons. Lineage: Eukaryota; Metazoa; Chordata; Actinopteri; Perciformes; Sebastidae. Gene Ontology annotation, biological process: signal transduction. The coding region runs from base 276 to 1901 and encodes 541 amino acids. The record is from RefSeq and is a predicted model, not a curated record.
UUCCAGAUAAUGUGCGUGGUUUAACAAAGGAGGUUUCAUGAGUUCAACUUUCAUAUUUUAUCAUUUAUCAUGGGGGGGGGAAUCUCUAUUUUCUUGCUGGGAGAUUCAACAGCCGUAGCCUACACUGUGGUGGCAUCGUGACGCUCUUCCUUAAAUAUCAGUGUUCAUCAUCAGCUAAUGUGGUUUCACAUGUUGGGGGAAAUGUUCAACUCAGCAGCAGCACUGCGUGUGGAGGCAGUUGUUUAGCCUGCACACCAUUUAGACGACGCUCCUGAAUGUUUGGUGUUAUCAUGAUGGUGAAAGUAAUUCUGCUCCCUCUGUUUCUCCUCCUCACAUCAUUAACAGGUGUGUGUCCUCGGAGACCCAGAGAGAUAUGUGUCAAGGCAGGCGAGAUGGUGGCGCUGUACUGCCCUCGUGACAGAGGGUAUAAUCCUGGUGAUGCCAAAGUGAUGUGGACCAGUUACACCACCCAGGAGAUGGAUCUGACCAACAUGUCACCAGCUGAACAGAGGCAGAUGGGCGUGCUGGUUCAUGGGAGGAGCUUUGUGAUUCUCAGUGCUUCUAUCAACCAACAGGGGAAUUACUCAUGCUCUCUGGGGAAUGCCGGCCCCCAGUUCUGGUUCAGGCUGACAGUUCACACAAGAGAGUAUAAAGUGUACCCUGAAACAUGUAGCAUAGGAGAGGCCUGCACGUUGCAUUGCCCUGAAGUAAACAUACCAGUAAGCAUCCCGGAUAUUACCUUCAACGGCAUUAUAUGGCACAAGGAGGGCGAGUCACUGCAAAAAGGCAGUUACUUCUCAAGUGUGGAAGAGAAUGAGAAAGGAACCUACACCUGUACCACAUCUUACCUGUAUCAUGAUCAAAAAUAUAACAUGACCUUUACAGUGCAGCUUAUACUGAAACCAAAGGAAGAAUCACAGAAAAAGACAGAGAUCACUUCACCACACAACAAUGAUACAAUUUAUGUAGAUUUGGGCUCACCAAAGGUGAUUAUUUGUAAAGCUGUUAUGUUUUCACAAUUUGACGAGGUGUUCUGGAUCAGCGGGAAAUCAAAAGUGGAAACGAACAACAGCUUUCCAGUUUUCUACAAUACCACAUGGGAAAAUAAUGCUGGAGAAAUAAAGAUGACAGCAUCUCUAGUCUUCAAAACAGUGUCAGAGGAGGAUCUAUCAAAAACGUACACCUGUACACUGCAGUCUGUAUCUGGACUCUCAAGCUCCGUCACCAUCAACUUGGCCCAAAAACCUCGCCCUUCUUACGUUUCCCUGGCUCUUGGCAGUGUCUGCGUUUUGGUGGUGAUGGUUUUGACAGUAGUUAUCUAUGUGAGGUUCAAAAUUAACAUCACUCUUUUCCUAAGAGACACUCUUGGCUGCCAUAGCAGCACCUCAGAUGGAAAGAGCUAUGAUGCCUUUUUGCUGUGUUACAAGAGCGACACAGACGCAGGACUAAAUGAACAUGACAGAAAAUGGCUGGAGGGUGUUUUAGAAGAGAGGUUUGGUUACAGUCUCUGUCUUUUUGAUCGCAACGUCUUACCAGGGGAAGCUGUGGCGGAGGCAGUGCUGGACUGUGUAGAGGAGAGUCGCACGGUGGUUUUGGUUCCUACCUCUCCAGAUACUGGUCCAGGAUCCGGCCUGCUGAGUGCCAUCCACGCAGCUCUUGUGGAGCGGCAGACUCGCUUGGUUUUCAUCCAAACUGAGUCAACAGAAAUGUCGAGAUCUGGUUCGUUACCAGAGGCCUUACAGCUUCUUGGCGAGGCUGGAGACUGUGUCACGUGGAAGGGCAUAAGCUCCAUGCCGCCCUCCUCUUCCUUCUGGAAGCAGCUUCGUUAUUACCUAGCUGCCCCGCAGCAUGCACAAAAAACAAGGCUGUUGCCUCAGACAAUCUAUGAUGUUACAUCAUGAUAAAAUGUUUAGCCAAGUCAGAAUUGAUAGCUUAUAUCUGUUUUCAGUAUAUGACUUAAUAAUUGUAUAAUUCUAUUGUUUUUACAUUUUAACUUAAGUGUCUUAAUACUUCUAUGUAACAUCUUGCAUUCUUGAUUUGCCCUCAUCUGUUUCCUUUUUAGUAUGACAGCUGACACAAGGACAGGUUAUGUAAUUAUAAUUAUAAUGUAAAAAUGUAAAAAAGUUCCUUGUUAUAACGUUAGCCUAUAUGAUCACAUCAGUCUAUACACUGUUACUACUGACAUAUCCAGAAUUGUCCGACUAAUGUAUUCUCAUUACAGUUGAGAUGUUGCUUUUCAUAGUGGCUCAUUAAUUAAAAUCCAUGUUUUCUACAU